Pyricularia oryzae 70-15 is the source of this 5437-nucleotide messenger RNA. Its product is annotated as tricalbin-1. The transcript has 4 exons. The record is from RefSeq and is a predicted model, not a curated record. Gene Ontology annotation, molecular function: lipid binding. Bases 474 to 4955 code for a protein of 1493 amino acids. NCBI's taxonomy places the organism in Eukaryota, Fungi, Ascomycota, Sordariomycetes, Magnaporthales, Pyriculariaceae.
CGGGAAUCUGUUCUUCCUGCAAACGACGUCUUGCACUGCCCAGGAUUCUGCUUCUGGGCACAAGCCGGCUAUUUCGCACUUGUGUCGUUUGCCAGCCACAUCAUCUCCCCAAAGGCCAACAUCACUACUAUUUCGUAGCGUCAAUCUCUUGCUGGCCAUCACAGCUCACAUUCACUCAAGCUUUUCCUUCCUCGCCGCUGUUAUUUUCUGUAGUUCAAUUGCGCUGACGUAGCAACUAGCUAUCUUAGCUAGCGUUGCGAUAGUUCACAGUUCGACGCAAGCGCUGUAUACACCCGCCAAAGUCUGCUUAAGCUCCUACGCCCGCCGCGAACACUGGGCGCGUGCAUCUUUUCUACGACUAGGAUUCUCGAGCUUUUCGAUUAUUUUGUAUCAAGUGACAGGCGACUUUUGCCAUCCACCGCCGACACAAUCCGUGAGCCGGGCCCCCGACGGCAUCGCCUCCUGCGGCAAAGAUGGCCACCGAGAAGGAAGCCAGUGAGCUGAAGCAGCAGGGCGCCGUUGAGGCUGCCCAGGACCCCGAAAACUCGGUAACUGCCGAGGACGCCGAGAAGCUGAUUGUGGAGGAGAGCAAGAACGCCGGCGUUGCUGCUUUUUCGUUCGACCCCAAUGCGAGCAUCCAAGAGAAAAAGGCACAGAUCAAAGCUGCGACGGAGCUACCAGAGGGGAUACCCCACCGCAAGAAGGGUGUUGCGAUAGCUACAGACAUCGACGAUGGCAGCAAACCCGAAUACGAUCUUCCUUCGCCGUCCAGAGCUGGCGUUGUCGAUCAGGAGCAAAAUGGCCAUGCAGAUGCGAAUGGAGAGCCUGUAGAAGAUGAAGAAGUAAUGGGUCCUAAGACAGGAUGGGCACCCAGAAUUGGCUGGCCCACGGAAGCCAUUGGGGAAGCUCAAAGCUUACUUGACCACUCGACAUGGCUGGAAGGCCACCUCCCUGACACGCUUUAUGGAGAUUGGUAUCACAACGUCGCAAUUAUCGUGUUUGCCUCCCUUUCAUCGUGGCUCGUUGCAGUGCUAGGCGGAGGCCUGGGCUGGGUCUUUAUCUUGCUAGCUGUUUGCUCUACGUACUAUCGAACCUCGAUACGGCGCGUGCGUCGCAACUUCAGGGAUGACAUAACGCGCGAGAUGACGCUGAAGCGCCUGGACACCGAGACCGAGUCCCUCGAAUGGAUUAACUCAUUCCUGGUCAAGUUUUGGCCUAUUUACCAACCAGUUUUGGCGGCCACUGUCAUUAAUUCUGUCGACCAGGUGCUGAGUGGCGCAACUCCGGCUUUCCUUGACAGUCUCAAGCUCAAAACUUUUACCCUUGGGUCGAAACCACCGCGCAUGGAGCACGUGAAGACCUACCCAAAAGCCGAGGACGACAUUGUCAUCAUGGACUGGAAAUUCAGCUUCACCCCCAAUGACAUCGCGGACCUAACUGCCCGUCAAAUCAGAAACAAGAUCAACCCAAAGGUUGUGUUGGAGAUCAGAGUUGGCAAGGCCAUGAUCAGCAAAGGCCUCGACGUAAUCGUCGAAGACAUGGCCUUCUCUGGUAUCAUGAGGCUGAAGAUUAAGCUCCAGAUCCCAUUCCCCCACGUGGAAAAGAUAGAGAUGUGCUUCCUCGACAAGCCUACCAUUGACUACGUCUGCAAGCCCCUUGGUGGCGAGACCUUUGGCUUCGAUAUCAACUUUAUUCCCGGGCUUGAGAAGUUUAUCCUUGAGCAGAUACACGGCAACCUGGCGCCAAUGAUGUAUGCCCCCAACGUCUUCCCCAUCGAGGUUGCGAAGAUGCUUGCUGGCUCGCCUGUCGACCAAGCAAUUGGCGUGGUCGCCAUCACCCUGCAUGGUGCACAGGGUCUGAAGAACCCAGACAACUUUUCUGGCACGACGGAUCCGUAUGCAGUUGUCACACUGAACAGGAGGCAGCCAUUGGCCCAAACCAAAGUCAUCAGGGACACGGCCAACCCGAGGUGGAAUGAAACACACUAUGUUAUUAUCACUUCGUUCAACGAUACCCUUGACAUUCAGCUGUUCGACUACAAUGAUUUUAGAAAGGACAAGGAACUCGGUGUUGCAUCAUUCCAGCUGGAGCAUCUUGAAGAGAUCACCGACCAUGAGAACGAGCGGAUCGAGGUUAUAUCCGACGGCAAGGCUCGAGGUGUACUUUCUUGCGACAUAAGAUUCUUUCCGGUUCUCGGCCCCACCAAAACAGAAGACGGCAGGGAGGAGCCUCCGCCGCAGACAAAUACCGGUAUUCUCCGCUUCACAGUCGAACAGGCAAAGGAUCUUGAUGGCACCAAGAGUCUUGUGGGCUUGCUGAACCCAUAUGCUGUCCUUUUGCUCAACGGCAAGGAAGUUCAUUCUACCAAGAAGCUCAAACGCACAAACAAUCCUAUCUGGGACAACGGCUCCAAGGAGAUUCUUAUCACGGAUCAAAAGAGCGCCAAGCUAGGUGUGGUCAUCAAAGACGACCGAGACCUUGCAGGGGAUCAAAUUAUUGGCACAUAUCAGAUCAAGUUAGAGGACAUGCUAGAUCUCAUGGAGAAGGGCAAGGACUGGUAUGACCUGGCUGGCGUCAAGACUGGUCGUGUCAAGAUGCAGGCUAAGUGGAAGCCCGUGUCCAUCUCGGGUGUUAUGAGUACCGGCGGCUACCAAACACCGAUAGGUGUAAUGCGAUUCCACUUCAAGAAGGCGACUGACCUGCGCAACUUUGAGACUGUGGGCAAGUCUGAUCCUUACACUCGUGUCGUCGUUUCAGGCAUCGAAAAGGCUCGUACUGUCACGUUCAAGAACGACCUCAACCCAGAGUGGGAUGAGGUUCUCUACGUUCCAGUACAUUCGGCCCGUGACAAGAUACAAUUGGAGGUUAUGGAUGCCGAGAAGAUGGGCAAGGAUCGCAGCCUUGGUUUGACCGAGGUAUUUGCUGGCAAUUUCAUUUCCCAGGAUGAGACUGGCGAGUAUCUUGUCCAUGACAAGAAGGAACCCGUAGAGGCAGGCCUGCGCCUCCACGGCAAGGGUAUUGCCAAGGGUGUGCUGCAUCACACCAUUGCUUUCUAUCCUUGUCUGAAUGUAGCCGAUCCGGACGAAGAUAGUGACGGCGAGGAACCGAAGCCUGCUCGAGACUCGCUAGACGUUCCUCGUCCGACAGAACCGGGAAGGAUUACAUCCUUGGAUGAGGACCACGAGAAGCAGCCAAUAACACCCAAGACUCCGCAAUUCCCAACGUCGCCAACAUCACCGAGAACACCGAGGAAAUCACGAGACGAACACGCACCUCCCAAGAUCCGGCUGUCGCCCCAGGAGCUCCUCAAGUACGAGUCGGGUCUGGUCAUCUUCAAAUUGAUAGAGGCCGAUUUGUCCAAGAGCAACAGUCACGUCGACCUUUAUGUUGAUGACAUGGCAUUUCCCUCAUACAUAUCUUCGCUCACUCGCAGCAAACAUCAUAAAUUUGAUGAAAUUGGGGAUUGCUUUAUCCGAGAGUUGGACUUUUCCAAACUGACGAUCAAAGUCAGGGAAAAGGUGGACAAGAUGAGUGAACGUCAAAAGUCUGAUGAUGUCCUUGCUAAACUCAAGGGCAGCACGAUCGAGACCCUCAAGCAAUGUCUGAACAACCCGACAACGCUGAAAAUGAAGGACGAUGAUGGCAAGCCAUGCUCCAUCAAAGUUAGCUUAAAGUACCUGCCAGUAAAGAUGAAGCUCGAUCCCAGCGAGAGCAUAAACAACAUGGGCACUCUUCGCGUCGAUGUUCUGGAUGCCCAGGAUUUGCCUUCUGCUGAUUCUAACGGCAAGAGUGACCCUUACUGCAAAUUUGAGCUCAAUGGUCAGGAUGUGUUCAAGACGAAGACGGUGAAAAAGACACUCAACCCUACAUGGAACGAAUUCUUUGAACUCCCAAUUCCGUCUAGGACGGCUGCCAAAUUCAAAGCAACAGUCUGGGAUUGGGAUUUCGCGGACAAGCCAGAUUUCCUUGGCCAGACUGACAUCAACCUGGAGCAGCUGGAGCCUUUUAUGGCUCAAGAGCUCACAUACCGCCUCGAAGGAAAGUCAGGAAGCUUGCGGUUACGACUCCUCUUCCGCCCUGAUUACGUUACGCGUACCCGACAGGGCACCUCAACCUUUGGUACUUUUGGCGCUCCGGCACGCAUUGUUACUGGCGUUGCAGGUGUUCCCAUCAAGGGAGGCGCGGCGGUGGCAGGCGUUGUCGGUCAUGGCGUUGGCAAGGGAGCGUCUUUUAUCAAAGGGCGAUUCACACGCAAGAAGACCGAGAGCAGUAUUCCCGAAGUUCCCGCCAUCACCAUGAAUGGUGAGGACACGCCGCCGGUGCCACCUGUGCCAGGACUGGGCCUGAAGCGAUCUACCGGUCUCACACUCGAUAGCGAACCAAGUGUAACGCCGCCAGGGCCCGCCAACGGCGCGCCCAACGGCGGUCACAACAGGUCCAGGAGCAUCGGCGCCAACUCGGUACACAGCAUGGCGCCGAGCAGUCCGGGAGCGGGCACAGCGACUUUCACUGUUGUCUCCGCAAGCGGUUUCCCGCCGUCAGCCGACACUUAUGUGGCCGUGUGUCAAGUUGGAACCAAGAUCAAGAGCAUUGGUAAAACCAAGGACCGCAGACCCUCAGCUUCGAAUGGCAUCAUAACCUAUGACGAGACUUUUAAGACGACCUGCACACCCGACACCCAAUUCCAGAUCCAGGUCAAGGAGAAACACACUUUCAAGAGUGACGACGAUCUCGGCGAGACCAUCUUCUUUGUUGAUGAGAGUGGAUCGAACGCCGAUAAGGAAGUCAAGGUUGGUACUGGUAGUGUCAUCAUCCGAAGCUCCUUUGUGUCCAACGAUACGGCAAAUGGGCUGGUGCCGGAUAGUCCCAACCGAUCUUCGACAAUACGGCGAAGCUUCUUGGGUAAACGUAGCGAGACUCGCAACGUCCCACCGAGCCGUGACGGCACGCCGUAAAUGGCCCGUCAGUCCAGUUUGCCUUGAUUGAAGCUACACCACUAUGUCUUUUGUCUCUUGCAUGGUUAAUUGGCUUCGAUGACGUUCCUCCUCAUCGAGCAGCCAGACAGCCUUAGGGUCCACUGGCUGCAGUCUAACAAGGAAACAUCGCUUGGAUCUCUUUUUCCUCAACCGUGUAUUUUCUUUUUGGGUACAUCAUAUAACACCGUUAGUUAACAAAAAUCACUGACAGGCGGACGACGCGCAGGAUUGCCAAAAUUUCCUAUGUUCAUCAUUGCCAGCUCAUAUGGGUAGCUAUUUGUUCUUUUGUUUUUCCUGCCCGGGGCCUUGGGGCUUUCCUAAGUUAGCACUUCCAGGGUAGUGGCCCUGUCCAACCUAAUUUCCUUUCCUCUGGGGAAACAGUCGUUUCGUCAGCAUUAUAGAUAGCUGUUAGUUUUAGCUACUGAAUUAAAUGAGAAGCAAUGAGUUAUGAACCAGGGCAG